AUGCACUCGUCACUGGACAAGCCCCAUCCGGAAUGCCAAGCGCUCGUGGACGAGCUGCGACUGUGUCAUGCGGAGCACCCGUACACCAAGUUUGUCGGGUCGUGCAACGACAUCAAGGCCGCGUUGAACGAGUGUUUUGCCAAGGAAAACGCGUUCCGACGCAAAGCCAACAUGGACAAAGCGCGCGCAUUCAACAAGGAAUGGAAGGAAUUCAAGGAGCAAAAGCAAGCCGCCGCCGCCGCCGCCUCGGCAUAA
Messenger RNA from Aphanomyces astaci, 255 nucleotides. RefSeq lists its product as hypothetical. Bases 1 to 255 code for a protein of 84 amino acids. NCBI's taxonomy places the organism in Eukaryota, Oomycota, Saprolegniomycetes, Saprolegniales, Verrucalvaceae. Gene Ontology annotation, cellular component: mitochondrion. The transcript is spliced from 2 exons. The record is from RefSeq and is a predicted model, not a curated record.